This is a messenger RNA of Macadamia integrifolia, 2481 nucleotides long. Its product is annotated as mitogen-activated protein kinase kinase kinase 3-like. Bases 118 to 2073 code for a protein of 651 amino acids. The record is from RefSeq and is a predicted model, not a curated record. NCBI's taxonomy places the organism in Eukaryota, Viridiplantae, Streptophyta, Magnoliopsida, Proteales, Proteaceae. Gene Ontology annotation, biological process: protein phosphorylation. The transcript has 11 exons. Gene Ontology annotation, molecular function: protein kinase activity; ATP binding.
AAAAUAAGCGACGCUUGAACCUUGUUACUCCUCUCUUCUCUGAAUCUCAUCCACUCUCCCUCCCUCUCUCUCUCUCUCUCUGGUCUCUCUCCAUCUCCAUCUGCAAGGUAGUAAAGCAUGCCUGGUUGGUGGGGAAGGAAGUCUCACAAGAACACCAAAGAACUGAAAACAGCAGUCCCAGAAGAACAACAGCACCACGAUUACAUCAAAGCUUCUUCCGUUAAGAACGAUAAGAGGAAGAGCAAGGAGAAGCCCAAGAGCUUCGAUGAGGUCUCUCCGAUUCUUAUCGCUCGUAACUUGGCCAGGACUGGUAAGGAUUUUGGUGGGUCUUGCGGUUCAGAUUCGGAUGGCCACUGUGGUGUUGGUGGUGCUGUAGUUUCGGAGAAGAAAGGUCAUCCUUUGCCUCGCCCCUCUGUGUCGUCGGCGCCGUUGCUGGUAAUUGAUCAUGGACUUGGUUCGGGGAGCAGGUCUGGGUCGGUGUCGGUUUCCAGUGUUAGCUCGUCUGGGUCCUUGGAUGACGCUCCCCCUGUUAUUGGUUCCUUCGGCAAUUCGAGAGCACAUGGUGAAAUCAAGUUAAACUUGAGAUCAAGAAGCCCAGGUCCAGGAUCAAGAGGGCCGACCGCUCCUACAUCACCUUUACAUCCUACAUCACCUUUACAUCCGGCAUCACCUUUACAUCCGCGGGUAUUUGGUACAAGUCUGGAGUCUACAGCAGGAAGGCAAGAAGAUGGAAGAACUUUAUGUCAUCCACUUCCACUUCCUCCAGGUUCUCCUACUAAUCGUUGCACUUCACCCACUUUAAGAAGUAAUGGAGCCAACAAUGAAAGCACACAUUGUCUUCGAUCAAAAUGGAAGAAAGGAAAGCUCCUUGGAAGAGGGACAUUUGGGCAUGUUUACGCUGGAUUUAAUAGUGAAAAUGGACAAAUGUGCGCUAUAAAGGAAGUCAAAGUGAUUUCUGAUGAUCAAACCUCAAAAGAAUGUCUCAAGCAACUGAACCAGGAGAUAGCAUUGCUUAGUCAACUGUCGCACCCAAACAUUGUUCAGUACUAUGGAAGUGAACUGGGGGAAGAGACGCUCUCUGUUUAUUUGGAGUAUAUCUCUGGAGGCUCCAUUCAUAAAUUACUUCAGGAAUAUGGUCCCUUUAAGGAACCGGUUAUUCAAAGUUACACCAGGCAGAUUCUUUCUGGGCUUGCUUACUUACAUGGAAGGACUACUAUGCACAGGGAUAUUAAAGGGGCAAACAUACUUGUAGGUCCCAAUGGUGAAGUCAAGCUUGCAGACUUUGGCAUGGCUAAACAUACCACAUCUUUUUCUUCAGUGCUAUCUUUCAAAGGAAGCCCUUACUGGAUGGCACCCGAGGUUAUAAUGAAUUCCAGUGGCUAUGGCCUGGCAGUGGAUAUUUGGAGCCUGGGUUGUACAAUAUUUGAAAUGGCAACAUCUAAACCACCUUGGAGCCAAUAUGGAGGGGUGCCCGCGAUAUUUAAAAUUGGUAACAGCAAAGACAUCCCUGAAAUUCCAGAUCACCUUUCUAGCGAUGCAAAGUGUUUUCUGAGACUCUGCCUGCAAAGGGAUCCAUCUGCACGUCCUACAGCCGCACAGUUAAUGGAUCACCCUUUCAUCCGAGACCAAGCUGCUUCAAAAGUUGCUAACGUCAAUAUAACUAAUGAUGCUCCCCGAUCUUCCUUUGAAGGCAGCCACACACCGCAGACAGCCUCAGAUUUCUGUCCCAUCAGAACAAAUAUCUCCAUACCUCAAAGAGAUUAUGUGACAGCACAACUAGCAACAUCUUCAAGAACCUUCAAGAGCACUAGUGAUAGCAUGAGAGUGAACCUGUCAUUGCCAGUGUCUCCCUGUUCAAGUCCAAUGCGGAACUAUGGACCAGCAUACAAAAGCUGUUUUCUGUCUCCUCCUCAUCCAGCUUAUACAUUUGUGGGACAAAGUGGGUUUGGUCUGAAUAAUUAUUCAAUGCUGCCAACAAGACCAACAACUAAUUACACUGCUGAUCCCUUGGAAGACUUGCUCCAUCCAAGGACCCAAACACCUGGUGGGUCGCCCAGAGCAAGACCCAAUUGAGACAUGCUUGGGAAGAGACAGUGUAUAGGCUUCUUUCCUGAUGACUCUGAAUUCCUCCUGGAUUGAAAUGGCAUAUUGUAUUCUAGGAUUUGAUGCACAUCCCUUUUUUAGCCUCGAAGCUGCGAUGGGCGCAAUGCAAAGGAUUAUAAAUGGAUUUGUCUUCUUCAUUUGCGUCCAAUUGGAUGAAUCUUUAAGAUCAUCAAGAUUGAGAGUCGUGGUUGAACUUGGAGAGGUAAAGUAUUGAGGUGGAUGUACCUUUACUGUCGGGGCAAAAGGGAAUCUGGGCUGCGGAAUUUCUGGAUGUUAUGACCUCUUCAAUGGCUGUAGUCGUUGUAACUCAAAGAUAGUCAAAAAAUUUAUGUAGAAAAAAAUUGUGCAUAAAGAAAUCUACUUUUUUUUAUCCUUCAA